Messenger RNA from Syngnathus typhle (broad-nosed pipefish), 3786 nucleotides. Its product is annotated as adenosine receptor A1-like. Gene Ontology annotation, molecular function: G protein-coupled adenosine receptor activity. NCBI's taxonomy places the organism in Eukaryota, Metazoa, Chordata, Actinopteri, Syngnathiformes, Syngnathidae. The record is from RefSeq and is a predicted model, not a curated record. The coding region runs from base 399 to 1412 and encodes 337 amino acids. The transcript has 3 exons. Gene Ontology annotation, biological process: G protein-coupled adenosine receptor signaling pathway. Gene Ontology annotation, cellular component: membrane; dendrite; synapse.
UGUAACAAUGACUCAGGUUUACGCAGAAACUGCGUGAGCCACUCUUAAAACGCUUGCAUUUGAGUGCGCUUUCUUUGCGGCGCAGAAUGCAAGAUUUCAACUCCUCUGUUGUGAAAGGAGCUUUUGUGACUCAUUCACUCUCCACCGGAGCUGCGGGAAGCACUCUCCCCUUCUCCUCGAACGCCUCCUCGCAGCAUGUGCGGAACAAGUUUGGCGUGUGAUGAGCGGCUCCGCGUUCCGGAGAGAAGACCCUAGAGGAUUUCAAGCGGGCACCCCAGAGGGACAAAGGAUUUGUUGGCUCUACUUGAGUGAGUCAGUCGGAGGUUUGUUCCGAGCGCAGGAGUGUUCGGGCCGCUCCGCUACGAGCGCGCACGCCCCCCCAGACAGUCUUCCCGAAAAUGUCUUGGUCGUGGGCUGUCUACAUUGGCAUGGAGGUGCUCAUCGCCGUCUCGUCGGUCAUCGGCAACGUGAUGGUGGUGUGGGCCGUGCGCAUUAACCGCUCGCUCCGGGACACCACGUUUUGUUUCAUCGUCUCGCUGGCCUUGGCUGACAUUGCGGUCGGGGCUCUCGUCAUCCCCCUCGCCAUCACCAUAAGCAUCGGACUCGAGACUCACUUCUACAGCUGUCUGGCGGUCGCUUGCACCGUGCUGGUCCUCACUCAAAGUUCCAUCCUGGCCCUCUUGGCCAUCGCCAUCGACCGUUAUCUGAGGGUCAAAAUACCCAUGAGCUACAAACGAGUGGUGACCCCUCAGCGAGCCGGGUCGGCCGUGUUGUUGUGCUGGCUGGUGUCCAUCCUGGUGGGCCUCACGCCUAUGUUUGGAUGGAAUAACUUACAACAUCUCAGUGACAACGGUUCCCUCGUCAGCACCGACCCGGUGGUGAAGUGCCAGUUUGAGACGGUCAUCAGCAUGGAUUACAUGGUCUACUUCAAUUUCUUCGGCUGGGUGCUGCCCCCCCUGGUCCUUAUGCUCGUCAUCUACGUGGAGAUUUUCUACAUGAUUCAUAAGCAGCUUAAUAAGAAGGUGACGGUGAGCCACGCAGACCCCAGUCAUUACUUCGGCAAGGAGCUGAAGCUUGCCAAGUCCUUGGCUCUUGUUCUUUUGCUCUUCGCCGUUAGCUGGCUCCCCCUUCACAUCCACAACUGCAUCACACUCUUCUGCCCCAAAUGCGACAAACCAUCGAGCGUGAUUUUCAUCGCCAUCCUCCUGACCCACGGCAAUUCUGCCGUCAAUCCCAUCGUGUACGCUUUCCGCAUUAAGAAAUUCCGCUCGGCCUUUUGGAGAAUUUGGAAUCAGUACGUUCUUUGUCGGGAUCAUGUUGGUCAGCUUCCUCAAAGAGGUAGUCAGAGGAUACAGAAUACCGCGAGGAGGCUGAGGCACAACGAUGACGAUGAUGACGACGAUGAUGUGUGAACCGUAACGUGGGUUGAUCAAGGAUUACGAAAAGGACCUUUCUUAAAGGAUGUCAGACGGAUGAAAGCUAGGCUCAUAUGAGGAUAAACAUUCAAUAGAUCUGACAGACUCAGAUGGGAAUGGUUUUGUUUAUGUCUCAUGCAAGCGCUACAAUUAGGCGAUGAUGUCAUAUGGGAUAAGGGUCUUACCAUCAAUGUGAAUAACUCUGCAAAGAUGUUGUACCGCAUUUUAAACUCGUCUUUGUGACAGUUUUUUUUUUUUUUUCCAACAAUUGACGGGUCGAGCCAUAAUUGUGUGCUUGAGCGGCAGGAACAUAGCACUAAUUUAGCAAAAUUCGAACAGACGAGCAGAUGCUUGAGGGACAAUGAUGGAGGAAGGAUGUAUAAAUGAAUCCUCAAUGAUGCACUUUGGGCAAGCUGUGUUCAGGUUGAAUGAGCCAUCAGUCACGUAUGUGUGUCACAUGCUUUUAUAAGUGUGCAGGUUGCAAGCGUGACCACAUGGGAAACGGAUUUGUUUAUCUGCGACUUAAAAUAGCAUCCUUAUCGGCCAAGCCUGAAAGUUCCAUGCCUCUCUUAAGCAUACUACAAUUGUGUAUCGAUUAUUGUGAGGAAUACUACAUCACCCUGAAAGAACUUCGAUUAGAGGAGACCUCUUUGAUUAUGCACUUAUCUCUUGUAACUAAACAGAUUUGACUCACCUCAACAAUUGCAAAUUUGUAAAAGUAUACUCAGCCUAAAAUGAUUCCAUUCCUGGCUUAAUUAGGAUUUAAAAUCAACAUGUGUUUUUUAUGAAUGGGUAUCCUCUGGCUAUAGAUGACAAGAUAUUGACAAAAAACUGUGUGAUAUAUUUUGAAAAUAAUGUACAUGCCUGACAAUUAGUGAGGAAAUACAAACUUUUGGACCAUAUUUAUAACAUCUAUAAUCAGCAUUGAGUGCAUAAUUGAGUAUGAAUCUGAAUCAUUUCGUAAUGGAGAAUUCAAAAAGUAAUAUGUUCCCUCAAAUCAACAUUUGGCUCAUUUUCUAGUUUAACUGUGUAUUAUUGUAUUUGAAUGUUACUAUUUAUUUGUGGAAACAAUGGGACAUAUUUAUAUCACUAUCAGCUAAUAAUAAUCACAACAAUAAUGCCUUUGUACAAACACUUUAGCCUUAUAAUAUCGUAGUAACAGAAGAACCAACAUACGUAUCAGAGUUCAAAAGGAAAAUCUACAUUUUUCCUUUGUAUGCGUUUCCUGUGUGUUUAGACGGAAUAAAAACAAUGACAACUAAACUCAUUCACUUUCUGUCUGACAAAGUUGUCAAUAUAAUAUAUAUAUAUAUUUUUUCACCGACAGACAACAGCUUGAUUAAAUAAAAUUGUGGGCGAGUGGAUGAUGGCUGGAUCCACUGCAUUGUGCUUCCCUCUGCUGGCUGCAUUUAGAGUUAAACUAAGCCGUGUACCUAUAUAUAGGAAAUGUAAUGUUUUAAAUGUUGUAGAUUUUGUUCUUUUGCUUAAUUCUGUGAUUUUUUUUUUAAAGAACGCACCGACAUGUACAAUACCUCACUGUUCUAAAGUGAAAUAGCCUCUGUCAAGCUAUUUAAUACAGCACACAACACACUAUGAACGGUAGACAAUGAAUAUUUAUUUGAGUCUAAAUGUACAACAGUGAUCAAGUUUGCAAAACGCAUUGUCGACAUGUUUGUAAUUGUUUACCUAAGACAUAAAGGGUGCCACUGCGCGCAAACCUAAACAAAUGCAACUCCUUAAAUGAAUGUAAACAGUCUCAUGCACAACUGCCCCUGUUAUGCACUGCCAGAGCACUUCAGGGAUUUGGAAAAAUAAAGCAGGUAAAAGUGUUUUAAUGCAAAUUAAAUUCAAUUUAAUGCACAGCAAAUGAUUGAUCUUACUCAAGUCAAAUUGUUAACUUGAAAUGUCACUAUUGUCUUGCAAUCAGUAUGAAAUUGUUUGUGCGUGUGUGUGUGUGUGUAUGCGUGAAUGACAGAUAUUUACAGGAAUGUUACCAGUAGGAUGUAAUCCGCAUGCUACAGUAAAAGCUAAUUUUGCUACCCACAAUAGGUAAUGACGUCAUAAAAACUAUUCCCUGUGUGGUAAGUAUUACAAAGCAUGUUGUAAAAAUCAUUUUUUGUUCUACAAAACACAAAUUGACAAAUUUCAAGUAUUUAUAGUCACAGCUUUUAAAAUAGUCAUUUGGCAGGAGGCUUUGUAGCAAAAGUGUAUUAUCAACAGAAUUUGAACAAGAACCUAAUUUUAGAGGGACAUUAAGGCAAACAACCUGCUUUAUCAAUUAAACACCAUAACAAAGAAUUGUAGGUUAAGAACGGACUUAACUAUAAACAGACGGCAGGAUCAUCUGCAUCUAACAUUUUGAUUUCUUACU